Messenger RNA from Aplosporella prunicola CBS 121167, 1899 nucleotides. RefSeq names its product glycosyltransferase family 25 protein. The record is from RefSeq and is a predicted model, not a curated record. The transcript has 3 exons. Bases 183 to 1403 code for a protein of 406 amino acids. Lineage: Eukaryota; Fungi; Ascomycota; Dothideomycetes; Botryosphaeriales; Aplosporellaceae.
CUCCGGUCACGCGCUCAGCUUUAAACCGACGUAGCGACCGCAGCACAACAAUCUACACACUUACCUCUGCCGCUGGCCUCUGGAAUCUUGUCAUCGCGUUUGCUGCAUCUUGCGCCUCCUUCAAGUACCACUUCACUGCAGCCGCGUCGACCAGCCAAUGAUUAUGCGUAGUUGACGCUUCGAUGCUGCUGCCAACCCCACUUUCCACGAUGCGAUCCGGCCGCGCUUUCUUCUUAGUUUCUGCCUCUGCUACCGUCUUUUUCCUAUGGCAAUUUUAUGUCCUCACAUGGUGCCAUGCAGAGGGGCCAGGACUGACGCUUGGAGACUUAUCAAGUGGCGAACUCGCCAACGCCACUCUCGGGUUCCAGAGAAUAAUAGCAAUUUCUUCCGAGGACCAGUCUUCGCCAACAGCAUGGCGCCAGCGCGGCCUCAUCGCCGCCGCCAACCGUACCGGUCUUUCCAUUGACAUCCACCAAUCUCGCGACGUAUCAGAGAAAGAGCUCCAGGAAUUCCAAGACAGCGGGUCCAAGUACACCGAAAAGCCAGGGACUGGAUCAGCGCUUGCAUGGCUGGCGCACCAUGACGCUUUGCAAUACAUAAUCGACAACAACAUAAGCAGCGCGCUCAUCCUCGAAGACGACGCCGACUGGGACGUCCGCAUCCGCUCGCAACUCGCCCCGCACAGCGCAAUCCCGACGCUACUGCGCCGCCUCUACACAGACAUGGACGGCGCCGCGUCGCCCUCUCCCCUCAACCUCAGCACCGCCACCCCCCCACACCCAAGCACGCAGCCCUACACCGGCAGCUUCGACGUCCUCUGGCUCGGCCACUGCACCUCGCUCUACGGGCCACAUAGCACGCGCCUCACAGCGCCAAACGACACGACGCAGCUCCCCGGGCAGGCGCUCAGCGCGUACGCGAACCGCUUUGCGUACACGCGGCUGGACGACCACGAGCGCGCCGUCCUGAGCCGUCCGGAGUGCGCCUGCACGUUCGCGUACGCCGUCUCGGGGACGGGGGCGCGGCGCGUGCUUGAGCGCACGAAGGCGGGGGCUGCCGCCGCGUUCGAUAACGCGCUUGGGGCUGCGUGCCGCGAGAGCCCGAAACGUGGGAAAGGGCUGCGCUGCGCGAGCGUGGCGCCUGAGCUUGUGCAUCAUCAGAGGGGCGUUGUAGAUGCGGAUGCGGAUGCGGAUGAGGAGGGGGAGGGGGCGCCCUGGAGAGGCAGUCUGGUUGAGGGAUUGAAUCGGGGCGAGGGCGAGCGUGAGGCGCUGCUGGCGCCUCGCCCGAGUCGCUUCUUCACGUUUAAUAUCAUGUAUAGCGCGCGCUGUAAUGCGCACCGCGGCGACCGGAGGCUGACGCAGUGUUUGCCGACGGAGGAGGACCGCGAGGUGUGGACUUCGUGAGGGCGAGAGAAGGAGCGGGAAAAGGAGGAGGAGGAGAGAGAAUAGGUACAUACAUACCUAGGCCCGGACGCGCUGGCGCUGGUCCGUCGGUGCUUCGGCGUAUAGCAUGAAUCAAGAUACUCAGCUAAACACGAGAGCUCUUUGUUCACCUUAUCUACGCCUCAUAUAUAUACAAAUAAACAACCCAGCCAGCAUCACAUAACCGCACCCACCUCCCCACAAAAGCAACUUACGCCCCCGCUCCCAUCGGCAUCGGUGUAAAUAACCCCUCUGGUGCCUCGGGCCCUACUGUACCGAACACCGAAGCGCGCUGCGGUCAAAGAGGCGGCGUGCGCGCUUUGCUUGCUAACUAAAUAUCUUUUGUUCAUUCUGUCUGCAGAUUGUACUCUCUUCCUCUCUCUCCCUAUUAGUUCUCUGGAGAUUUGAUUUCUGUUGCUAGUAUGGCCGCUGCUUCAGAUCUCGCCACUGCAACUCCUACUGCUGCAACAGUUCCUGC